AAAUUGGACGCUCAAGCUUUUGUUGGGAUUAAAAGUCUUCGCUACCUAGACUUGUCGGAAACAUCAAUCCAGAAUCUGCCUACAGCCGGUCUCGAAGAACUGGACGUUUUGAAAAUCGAAAAAACGUACACUAUGAAUGUUUUCCCGUCCAUCUACAACUUCAAGAAUAUUAAAGAAGCAUGGUUGACAUAUCCGUAUCACUGUUGUGCUUUCCAUUUUCCCAAAACGCACAACCCGCAAGGAUACGCAGAUCAUGAGAAACUCAAACAAAAAAUGUUUCACGAAUGCAAAAGUAUACCAUUUAUAGACCCGAUUUCUACGGUAAAAACAAUGCAUUCAACAACGGAGAAUUUCRUUGGCGAUGAAAUGUUUCAUACGGGCGACGUGACAGUCGGCACUAAAGUUGACGUGGUUUGCGGUAACGUGUCGAAAAACUAUCUGGAAGUCAAGUGCUACCCGCCGCCGGAUGCGUUCAACCCGUGCGAGGAUCUGAUGGGAAACUGGACUCUGCGCGUGGCCGUGUGGAUCGUGGCCGUGGCCGCCCUGCUGGGCAACAUGGCCGUUCUGUUUGUGUUGCUCAGCAGUAGGUUCCGGUUGACUGUGCCCAAGUUCCUCAUGUGCAACUUGGCCAUGGCCGACUUUUGCAUGGGUCUCUACCUGUUGCUAAUCGCCGUUAUGGACGCCCGAUCGAUCGGACACUACUUCAAUCACGCCAUAUUCUGGCAGAGAGGUAAUCAGCUAACAAAAAUUAAUUCUUACAUUUGUCUACCCAUGGAGAACUCGACGUUCGCGGACAAAGUGUACCUGUUCUCCUUGCUGACGUUCAACGGCGUUGCGUUCGUGGUGAUAUGCGGCUGCUACGCCAAGAUGUACGCGUCGAUCAGGGGCGGCCGCGAGGCGGUGGCGUCCGUGGCCCGGUCUGACAUGACGGUGGCCAAGCGCAUGGCCCUGCUGGUGUUCACCGACUUCGCGUGCUGGGCGCCGGUGGCGUUCUUCGGGCUGACCGCGCUCGCCGGUUACCCGCUCAUCGACACUCGUGUGUGUCAYCGUGACGAUCCGUAUGGACACAACAGAAAUGUGGUGAAAUACGAAUAUCGAAUACCAAAUACCGAGUGUUCGUUGGUACAAGACAUACUCGCUGUYCUCAAAACAUAA
This is a messenger RNA of Diuraphis noxia (Russian wheat aphid), 1155 nucleotides long. Its product is annotated as lutropin-choriogonadotropic hormone receptor-like. NCBI's taxonomy places the organism in Eukaryota, Metazoa, Arthropoda, Insecta, Hemiptera, Aphididae. Gene Ontology annotation, biological process: adenylate cyclase-activating G protein-coupled receptor signaling pathway; hormone-mediated signaling pathway; activation of adenylate cyclase activity. Gene Ontology annotation, cellular component: plasma membrane. Gene Ontology annotation, molecular function: G protein-coupled peptide receptor activity; protein binding; protein-hormone receptor activity. The record is from RefSeq and is a predicted model, not a curated record.